AUGGAGCCCGCGCUGCGCGAGCUGUGGGCGGAAUCCCGGGACCUGCUGGGCCUCCCUUCCCCUUCUCUGGACGACACCGCCGCCGCCGCCGUGCCGCGCGUCGACCUGCCCCCGACGCCGCUCGCGUUCCUCCGCGACCACGUCUCCCCGGGCCGCCCGCUCCUCGUCUCCGCCGCGGCCACCCGCCACUGGCCCGCUGCAUCGCUCUGGCCCACCGCCUCCUACCUCACCGACGCGCUCCGCUCCACCCCCGUCUCCCUCCACCUCACCCCCGACGGCCGCGCCGACGCGCUUGCCUCGCACCCGCACCCACGGCGCUCCGGACCCUCGAGGUGCUUUGCGUCUGCGCACGUCCGCCGCGUCGACUUCCCUACCGCGGUCCGGCUCAUCAGGGGAUCCGACCCGGCCGCCGGCCUGGUAGCGUACGCGCAGCAGCAGGACGAUUGCCUCCGCGGGGAGUACGCGGCGGUCGCCGGUGACGUGGAUGCGCACGUGCCCUGGGCCAGUGAGGCCCUCGGCUGCCUCCCCGAGGCCGUCAACCUCUGGAUCGGCAACGCCCACUCCGUCACCUCCUUCCACAAGGACCACUACGACAACAUUUACGUCGUCCUCUCCGGCGAGAAGCACUUCCUCCUGCUGCCACCGACCGAGCACCACCGCCUCUACGUCCGCGACUACCCCGCCGCCCACUACGUUGCCGCGGAGCAGGAUACCGAAGGGGAGCAUCAGUUGAGGCUUAAGCUGGAGAUGGAAGAGCCCGAGAGGAUCGUGCCGUGGAGCAGCGUUGACCCGUGCCCUCCGUCGCCGGAGGAGAUGGCCGUGCAGGCGUCGUCGUUUCCGCUCUACUUCGACGGGCCGGCGCCGAUACGGUGCACGGUCCGGGCCGGCGAGAUGCUCUACCUGCCAAGCAUGUGGUUUCAUCAUGUCAGCCAGAGCCCAGGGCCGAACGGGCUCACCAUUGCCGUGAACUACUGGUACGACAUGCAGUUUGACAUCAAGUAUGCCUACUUCAACUUCUUGAGGUCGCUGGAGAUCAAUGGUUGUUCAUCGGGCAAAGCUGGUGCUUUGGAAGGUGAUCUAGAGGAGAAGAAAGAUUGA
This is a messenger RNA of Miscanthus lutarioriparius, 1098 nucleotides long. The record is from the annotation of a GenBank genome assembly. Lineage: Eukaryota; Viridiplantae; Streptophyta; Magnoliopsida; Poales; Poaceae.